Molecule: messenger RNA, 2046 nt
Organism: Brachypodium distachyon (stiff brome)
Lineage: Eukaryota; Viridiplantae; Streptophyta; Magnoliopsida; Poales; Poaceae
Product: E3 ubiquitin-protein ligase SPL2
Exons: 7
Coding region: 112-1257 (381 amino acids)
Biological process (GO): organelle organization; protein ubiquitination
Molecular function (GO): ubiquitin-protein transferase activity
Source: RefSeq, a predicted model, not a curated record
CUCCGCUCCGGUUCGUUCGAACCCAACCCCAAACCGACCCCGCAAGCAGAGACCAAGGCGGCAAGGUCGGCGACCGCAUCGCGCCGACGGCGAACAGCAGACUGCAGAGCCAUGUCCGCGCGAGACCGCGAGACGGUGGAGGCGCUCGCACGCGUCGCCGCGGCGCUGGACGGAGCGGUGCUCGGCCUCGGCACGGCCGCGCUCGCCGUCGUGUCCUUGGCCAAGUACCUCGCCGCUUCCGGGGCGCUCCGGCGCAUCGCCGAGGCGCCGGAGGUCGCGAUCCCCGACCUCCGCUACUCCCUCCUCGCGGGGCUCGGCGAGGGCGAAUCGCGCCUCGCUGUGGUGCGGGGCCUCGUCCGCUCCCCGCCCUGGGGCAAAUUCCUCAUCCCUCCGGGCUCACGCGAGCACUGCGUCGUCGCCAAGCACACCCAGACGUGCUUGUUCGGCGAAUGGAGAGGCAUCUUUGGAUGGACCUUUGACCUGCAUGCUCUCUUUUUUAAAUCAUUGAAAGAGCAAACUAUAACAUCAUUUAGAUGGGUUCCGUUUGCUCUUGUUGAUCCUGCUUCUGCCUCUGACAAAUCAACAGAAAUGAUCCAUGUGAAAUUAGAUGGAGCAGUUCAGCAAUCACUACCUCUUACAACUGUGUAUCAUAAACUUAUCCCAGUUGAGCAAAAUUCUUAUACAUUAUUUCAGACUAUAGUUGGCAAUGGCUAUCCGAUUGCAUUACUGGAUGAGGAAAAAAUACUACCUAUUGGAAAGGAGAUUACAGCAAUAGGAUUGUGUCGAGUAAAUAAUCAAAAUGUUGAGAUCACCUCCUGCCCAGAGAUUCCAUUUUUCUUGUCUGAUCUGACCAAGGGUGAGAUAGAAGCUGAGCUGGAUUCACGUGCCAGAACACUCUUCUGGGUUACUUUUGCUCUUGGAACUAUGUCAGUUGGGUUACUGGGCCAUGCCAUUUACAGGUUCUGGGAGAAAGUCAAACAACACAGGGAGGCAAGACAAGCUCAACAAAGAUUUCAUCAGGCUGACGAUGAAGAUGAUACUGGAGAAAAUGGCAGUGACGACGACUUUCCUGGUGAAAUGGGAGACGGGCAAUUAUGUGUGAUAUGCUUAAGGAAGAGAAGGAAGGCAGCUUUUGUUCCUUGUGGGCAUCUUGUCUGCUGUUGCAACUGCGCAAAAAGGGUUGAGCUUAUGAAUGAACCAUUGUGUCCUGUCUGCAGGCAAGACAUCCAAUACAUGCUCAGGGUUUAUGACUCUUGAGGUUGAUUGCUGAUAGGCCCCGAGCACCAGCAAGUGGCGAGCAAGUCUUCUUGGCAGCUGCCCCUCAGAAUCUGAGGGGGAGCAACUGUCCAUCCUUCCUGCAUGCAUUUCGUUCUUCCUUCAUAGUCUAGGUUACUACCCAAAAAUCCAUGAAUAUGCAUUUCAUUUUUCCUCCAUAGCCUAGGUAAUAACUACCCUAAAAAACUGUGAAUAUAGGAUAUGUUAACCCCUCCAGUUAGCACUUGAAUUCUACAUAGUUGCAUGGGUUUUGUGUAUCCUAGCUGAGUUCAUGUUGGUGUUGCAUGGAUGCAAUUCUGUAAAGUUGUUCUUCCUCACCCAAAUAGCCCUCUUCCCAUGCGAUGAUUGGCAUCUCCAUGCGUAGCAAAGUAGCUUCCUGGAGGGAUGCAACGUGCAAUGGUCUCUGUUUGUGAUCGGCACCGGUUUGUGAUGGCCGCGCAGGAGCAUGACGUGGUUCAGCUGAAAGUAAUGCCACAACAUUCUACUGUACUGAAGCGUUUAAGGCCCUCUUUGAUUCAUAGGAAAUGUGGAGGAAAAGUGUAGGGAUAGGAAAUUUUCCUUUGGUGGCACUAUUCACUCAUUUGAUUCAAAGGAAUUGAUUAAAGGAAAAGUGGAGGAAAAAAUCCUUUGAUUUUUGUUUCAAAGGAAAAAUGUAGGAAUUUAACAAUCCACUCAUACCUCUUUUGAAUUCCUAUGCACACUAAACGAGACAAGAGUGUUCAUUGGUAUAAUAACAUUCUAAUUAUACUAAUCCAUGUGGUUUGACUUUAA